Molecule: messenger RNA, 741 nt
Organism: Triticum dicoccoides
Lineage: Eukaryota; Viridiplantae; Streptophyta; Magnoliopsida; Poales; Poaceae
Exons: 3
Coding region: 1-741 (246 amino acids)
Source: RefSeq, a predicted model, not a curated record
AUGUUGUUUUCUCUUGAUCAAACACAUUUCCACCCAUGUAUUACUUCUUAUAACUCCCCCGUCAACAAAUUACCAGCAGGAAGCUCAACUGGACAUGUCCAUCAAGCUCGCAAGAGAGUAUAUGUACACACGAGCGACAGUAAUUACGACAGCACAAACAUCGUUUCAGGUCAGAACAAGAAGCAAAAUAGCAAUGAACAAGGCAAUUCCGUUAAGCACAUCAACCCAGUCCAUCUAUCAUUGUCACCAUGCCAAUCAUCAUUCCCCACAGAUUCGUCUGCUGACCUCAUCAGCCUUGUUUACUAUCAUGAACAACUCUUUACGAAUAUAUUAUCUGAUUACGUUAACAAGUCUGGAGUUUUGUUUUCACAACUAUCAGAGAAGAUUCCACACCCCACUCAAUUACCAUGCAAGUCGUUUACACCAGACCCUUGUCCUACCAAGUUUUUGCUCCUGGCUUCUAAGUCCGAUUCAAGCAGAAUCAUUGCGGUUUGCAUAUCCAAUGACAGUGCUGCCAACCUGUCGAGGAUAUGGAUCGAACACACAAUGCCUAGGUUAUUAUUAUUGAAGGGAAGUACUAUACGCGAGCAGAUUAUGGGCAAGGAGGCAACCAGUCAUGAAUGUUGUGCCCUAAUUUUGCGGCGCAUAGCACAAAUCGAAAGGACCAACUCAAAAAACCACGAUGGUGCAAUUUGGCGGAAAUUCAUGGAGCAAGACUUUACGGUCCAUACCUCCCCUUAA